AUGGGGAUUGUAGCAAAGGAAGAGGGUCUGCUAAAACUGGUUCAUCCAGGUAGGUACGUGGAGAUUCACAGACAGGCUUUAACUGCCGCUCAAGUGCUGAAGAACAAUCCUAGGCAUUCCAUUACUAGACCAGAUGUGUUCGAGUAUCCGUGGAUCGUAGUUAAACCUGACUCUCUACUGCAUCCAGGGAAAGUUUUCUUCAUUGUUCCCAAUCGCACAAUCUACAACUUGGUAAAAGCUCACAAGCAAUGCCACCAGCAGUCUCCACGCCAGACCCAGUUUUCAAAGAAUCAUUAUGCUUGUGGACAAGUUAAAAAACGGGGCUCGACAAGAAAGUCAGCUGGGAGUACACCAAGGCAUCGAAACAAGCACCGAUGGUUUAAGCAACCACUUCCCAUCACAUCCUGUAUUGGGGCUGAUUUCCAAGAGCAAGACUGUGAUAAGAGAACCAGAAACCCACUAGGAAAACCAGUUGGGAUGACACUUAAGGAUCUAAACCAGCACCAAUCACUUCCUAUCGCAUCGUGUAUUGGGACAAGUUUCCAAGAACAAGGCAGUAAGCGAACCAUAACAACAUCCAAAGUUGAGUCUUGGCCCAAGUUGAUCUCCAACCUCAGAAACACCCACCUAGACUUUGAAGAGAAACCAGAGGAGGAUUCAACAUGUGAGAUUAGACCUUCACAUCACAAAGAGUAUCCAUUAAUCAACACUAACACCCCGACAGAAUUUCCUAGAAAGAGUGAUAGUGAUUUAGAGUUUAACUGCAUGGAAGAGGCAACUACACUGAAAUCUUGCUUGAGGAAACCGGACAGUGUUCGUAAGUUGCUUCAACUCAGGGUUUCUUUCACCUUGCCAUAG
Messenger RNA from Dovyalis caffra, 858 nucleotides. The record is from the annotation of a GenBank genome assembly. NCBI's taxonomy places the organism in Eukaryota, Viridiplantae, Streptophyta, Magnoliopsida, Malpighiales, Salicaceae.